AUGGAAUCCGCAAUACAUGGAGAUUUACAUAACUAUCUUUUAAAAAAUCUUAAUAAAUUAUCCUGGAAGGAAAAGUUGGAUAUAUUACGUCUUAUAGUACGGAAUCUUAAAGAACUUCAUGAAAAAAUAACAUUCACUGUGACUUUCGCAGCGGUGUUCAAAAAUGGGCAUUACACUAAAAAAUCAGAUAUAUAUAGUUUAGGCAUGAUUUUUUGGAAGAUAGGAGCGGAUAUAAAACCUUUUUAUGAUAUCAUGGAUGGUCUUAGUCCUAAUUUUAUUGAUGGUAUUCCUAAAGAAAUCGUUGACCUAAUGAAGAAAUGUUGGGAUAAUGAUCCUUUAGAACGUCCAACAGCACAUGACAUAGUAAAUGAACUAAACAUUAUUAUCCAAAAGCUAGAUGAGAAACAAAUAUCUUUUCCUUCGCAUAUAAACAUGAUUAAUCAACAAUCUACACAUACGAGUUACCUACCGAGUUCUUUUAUUAGCAAGUUCUUAAAAACUUAA
Cetraspora pellucida is the source of this 504-nucleotide messenger RNA. The record is from the annotation of a GenBank genome assembly. Lineage: Eukaryota; Fungi; Glomeromycota; Glomeromycetes; Diversisporales; Gigasporaceae.